AUGACUAGAUUAAAAAUUGGACAAAUCGUUAGCUGCUAUAACGAUUUGUUUUGGCUUUGCAAAAUAACGAAAAUUGACGGAGAUGAAAUAACUGUUAACUGGUAUGAAAAACAAGCGAACACUUCAUUAUUUGUCUUACAAAAGGAUGAAACCGAUAUAAUACACAAACAAUCGAUGCUCGUUCAAUUUGAUCCUUCCGUUAAUUUCAAACAAAUGAAUGAAAAUCAAAUAAAACUGUCAGAUAUUGAUAUGAAGAGUCUUUAUCAAUCAGUAACAUUAACAUCGAAUAAUAAAUUAAAACAGUUGCAGUUAGUCGAUGACGAACAACAGACACAGGAAAGCACAACGUCAUUACAUCCCGUUUUGAUAGAUGCAAUAGAACAACAGUCUCGACGAAUUCAAGUCAAAAUUAAUAAUAUGGAAAAGGAAAUUAAAGAUAUACAAGAAAGAAACGAGCUUCUCACAAAAACAUUAAAAGAAUUUCGCAUGGCAAUUAUCAAUGAAAUUCCAAUGUCUAUCGAUACUCAUUUGACAUGCUUGACCAAAUUGCUACCAAAUAUGGAUGAUGCAGAAAAACCAGAAUUAACUAAACAUUUAAUUGCAUCAACCAUUGGAUGUUCUACAGGAGAAUACAAAUCUCUAAUUUCUUUUACAAAUGAAUUACUAAACGGUAUGGAUAUAAAAUUUUUCUUUCAACACACAUUUACUCAAGGGGGAAAAGGCGGAUCCGGGAUCCCCGUACAUCCGCCAAGAUCCCCACAGAUCCGUCUCAAUAUUCUCCCGCGAAAACAGCACAAUCCUGUUCCCAAAACAGAACAGUCUGAGUCGCGAAACAGGACAAUCGUGUUCCCGAAACAGAACAGUCCGGUUCUUUUAUUGAAAGAAUUUCCUGGAUAA
This is a messenger RNA of Didymodactylos carnosus, 897 nucleotides long. Lineage: Eukaryota; Metazoa; Rotifera; Eurotatoria; Philodinida; Philodinidae. The record is from the annotation of a GenBank genome assembly.